UUGGUAUCAGUUUGAUUGGAUUGCUUCUCACAAAUCUCCAAAACAGAAUAAGGUUUAACUAUAAAAAUUGUAUUUACUCUUACUUUUAGUCUAGGAAGCUACUAUUCCAUCUCAACAGAACUUGAAGACUCGUAUCAAAAUGUAUUGCGGAGAUUAUACACAAGGAACAAUUCUCCCUGCUCCAAAUUUUAACCCUAUAAUGGAUGCCCAGUUGCUAGGAGGAGCCCUACAGGGAAUUAGUUGUGAAAAAGAUGUGUUGAUUGAAAUCCUAACUCAGCGUUGCAACUCGCAGCGGCUCAUGAUUGCCGAGGCGUACAGAGACAUGUACAGCAGGGAUCUGAUAACAGACAUAAAAGAGAAUCUCUCUCAUCACUUUAAAGAAGUUAUGGUUGGCUUGAUGUAUCCACCUGCCUCCUAUGAUGCCCACGAGCUUUGGCAUGCCUUGAAGGGUGUAGACACAGAAGAAAAAUGUCUAAUUGACAUAUUAGCCUCAAGAUCAAAUAUGGAGAUCUUCCAGAUGAAAGAAGCCUACCUAAUGCAAUAUAAUACUGAUCUUCAACAAGAUAUUGAUUCUGAGACUUCAGGUCACUUCAGAGAUACACUCAUGAACCUUGCUCAGGGAACAAGGAUGGAAGGAUAUGCAGACCCUUCUACAGCUGCUCAGGAUGCAAUGAUUCUAUGGGAAGCAUGUCAGCAGAAGACUGGUGAACACAAAAACAUGCUGCAAAUGAUUCUCUGCAACAGGAGUCACCAGCAGCUGUGGAUGGUUUUCCAGGAGUUCCAAAAUAUCUCUGGGCAAGACAUAGUAGAUGCCAUUAAUGAAUGUUAUGAUGGAUACUUUCAAGAAUUACUGGUUGCAAUAGUUCUCUGCAUUCGUGACAAGCCCUCCUACUUUGCUUACAGGCUUUAUAAUGCAAUUCACGACUUUGGGUUUCACAAUAAAACAGUUAUUAGGAUCCUCAUUGCCAGGAGUGAGAUAGACUUGAUGAACAUACGUCAGCGAUACAAAGAGAGAUAUGGGAAAUCACUCUUCCAUGACAUUAAGCAUUUUGCUUCAGGGCAUUACGAGAGUGCUUUACUUGCUAUCUGUGCUGGUGAUACAGAAGAUUAUUAAGAAGAUGAACUCUGAAGGCUGUGCAAACCUAUUUUAAAUAGAAAUUGAAGCUAUAUGCAAUGCACUAACUGUAAGAGAUCCCUACUUCACAUAAUAAAACAGCAAAAUCUGUGUGUGCUGCACUUUUGCUAAUAUUAAAUCUUUCUUGAGACAGGAAAAACUGUUGGCAGGAACAUGGUGUUUCCCUAGUUCUAAUUAAUAUUUCUGGUUUUAUGAGUAAUGUAAAUUAAUGGAGCAAGUGGUAAAACUACUCCAUAUAAGCACUUCUUUAUAAUUUAGUGUCAGAACAUCCUAAAUAUUUAUCAACAGGCUCUGGAAGAAUUUAUUCACUUUCACACUGGAGAGAAAAAAAUAUUUUGCUUUAUUUACAUUUAACAAGAGAAUUUCUUCCUUUAAGGAUUUUUUUUCCCUUCCCUUUCCCACUUCUUAUACCUCAUAUUUUAUGCUCUUGAACAUUAUUAUUUUAGUUACUACCAGAAUAAGCAUCUGCCCCCAUCUAUUAUCAGUCGCUCACCAGAGUGCUUUUGUAUUCUUUUACUUAGUUAGCUCACAUACUUAAUGGCCUUUCCCCCAUUCUGCUUGAAACUAAAGUAAAAAUUAGAAUCAAGUACUCCAUCCAUGUCAGUGCCAUGCGCUGGGAAACCUGGAAGAUGAAGCACUACUUAGCUUUAAGCAGAGAAGUUCCAGAGGAUUAAACUCUGAAUUCCACUUUAACCUAUCUCAUUUUAACCAUUAAUAUCGACGUCGGAGGCAUACUAUCUCAUGCUACAUAUGAGAGCACGGAGGCAUUAUCCAGGAUGCCCUGGGUGGUACAAUUAAAGAAUUGACUGCUAGUGGGUAAUAUUGCACCUCUGAGUGAGGCUGAAGGAUGCGGCGCUCCCUGGAACACCCGCGAACAGUCUGAAACAGCAGCUGGAGACAGCAGCUCCCACUGCAACAAGGAAAGCCAGCAGUGCCCAACCUCGACUCCUCGCAUCACGGAAAAACGUGACGCUGCUUUAAAUAUCCCGGCUCUGUUCAGGGCAGCCUAUCCGUGAGCCUUCCAGCCUCCGCAUAUGUGCCUGCUGUCAGCCUCUUACGGAAACACAAGUGAGGGAAAGUUCACUAAAAUAUCUGCCAGUGGCUUUUCUCCCGCCGCCACAAGGUGUCCAACUGGACACAGACCUUCGGGAUGUUUUUAGAGAGGUACUUGCUGCAGAUGCAGUCCGUGUGACUGAAUAAAGCAGUGCUACAGAAAGGCACAAAUAAAUACGUGGUUGCUUUUGUGCCGUUUGCACCUGUCGCUUCCCUCAGCCUCUGGAAAUAACACCUACAUAAUUACAGCGUAUCUGGCUUCUUUGCGAAUACCGACAUCGUGUUACAAAAAUACUGAUUUAUAAUAAAAUUUCUUUCA
Poecile atricapillus (Black-capped chickadee) is the source of this 2507-nucleotide messenger RNA. It is a transcript of the gene ANXA10, whose product is annotated as annexin A10. Gene Ontology annotation, molecular function: calcium-dependent phospholipid binding; calcium ion binding. The coding region runs from base 140 to 1114 and encodes 324 amino acids. Lineage: Eukaryota; Metazoa; Chordata; Aves; Passeriformes; Paridae. Gene Ontology annotation, cellular component: cytoplasm. The transcript has 12 exons. The record is from RefSeq and is a predicted model, not a curated record.